Molecule: messenger RNA, 1495 nt
Organism: Uloborus diversus
Lineage: Eukaryota; Metazoa; Arthropoda; Arachnida; Araneae; Uloboridae
Product: probable acyl-CoA dehydrogenase 6
Exons: 7
Coding region: 273-1472 (399 amino acids)
Biological process (GO): fatty acid beta-oxidation using acyl-CoA dehydrogenase
Molecular function (GO): acyl-CoA dehydrogenase activity; flavin adenine dinucleotide binding
Source: RefSeq, a predicted model, not a curated record
CAUACCAAACAAUCCAAACAUACUUAGCGAAAGGUUGAAUUGAAUUUUAAUUAAAUAACAAGAUUGACCGUCAACAAUUUUUAUUUUUUUAAUUUAUUUAUUUUUAAGUCAGGAUAAGUGAAACUAUGGAAAUCUUUUUCGUGUUUGAUGCCGCAGUCACUCUUUCUUCUCUGCGUGAUAGGCACAAAAGGCCCUUAACGAUUAAUGUUACUCCUAAUAGAUGAUUAGCAGAAAGUGAUUAAAUUACAAAACAUCAAUUUCGAAAUAAUCACAUGAACUUAUCUCACAUAACUCGAUUUUUAUUUAUUUAUUUAUUUAUUUUAAAUUUGUUCUGUGAAAUACUUCUCCCCUUUUUCUCUGUUUUCCUUAAGAUUAUAGAAAAUGAAAUAAAUCCUUUCGUGAAUGAAUGGGAAGAAAAAGGAAUGUUUCCAGCACACACUGUGUUUAAGAAGCUUGGAGAUGCUGGAUUACUAGGCAUUACCCGUCCAACAGAAUAUGGAGGACUGGGUUUAGAUUACAACUUCAGCAUGACAUUCUUUGAAGAACUAGCAAAAAUUAACUGUGGGGGCAUUCCAAUGGCAAUUGUUGUUCAUACAGACUGCGCAACACCUGCUUUAAGUUGUUUCGGCAGUGACAAGUUAAAGAAAGAGUUUCUCGUUCCCUCCAUUUCUGGGGAUAGGGUCUCUUGCAUCGGAAUUAGUGAACCUAAUCAUGGUUCUGAUGUAGCAGCGAUUGAAACAACAGCUGUGAGACGAAAUGAUGAUUUGAUAAUUAAUGGAGGGAAAAUGUGGACAACUAAUGGAUGUCAAGCUGAUUGGAUGUGUUUGCUGGCAAACACAAAUCAAGGUCCUUCACAUAAAAAUAAAUCUCUAAUUUGUUUGCCAUUAAAUCUUCCAGGAGUUCACAUCUCAAAACCUUUGAAAAAAAUGGGAAUGAAAAGUUCUGAUACAGCACAGAUAUAUUUCGAAGACGUGAAAGUACCAGCUGAAUAUCUAAUUGGUGAAGAAGGAAAAGGAUUUUUUUAUCAAAUGGUGCAGUUCCAAGAUGAAAGACUUGCAGGAAUUGCUCUUAGUUGUGCGCAGAUGACAAGAAUGGUUUCAGAUACUAUUGAAUACUGUCAGAUGAGAAAAGCCUUCGGCAAAAAAAUAAUUGACAACCAAAUCAUCCAUUAUCGAUUAGCAGAGCUGCAAACCGAAAUAGAAGCUUUGAGGUCACUAUUGAUGAGAAUUACAGAUGAUAAAAACAAUGGAAAAGAUAUUACAUAUCUUGCCUCGAUGGGAAAAUUAAAAGCCGGCCGACUGAGCAGAGAAGUGAUGGAUUCAUGCUUACAAUAUUGGGGUGGAAUGGGUUACACAGAUGAUGUAUUAAUCAGUAGAUUUUACAGGGAUGCUCGUUUGUUAUCCAUUGGAGCAGGGACAGAUGAAAUCAUGCUCUCAAUAAUUUGUAAAUAUAUGAAAAUUUUCCCCAAGUAAAAUGUAAUAUACAUACUGUUGUA